Molecule: messenger RNA, 3146 nt
Organism: Trichophyton rubrum CBS 118892
Lineage: Eukaryota; Fungi; Ascomycota; Eurotiomycetes; Onygenales; Arthrodermataceae
Exons: 2
Coding region: 1354-2688 (444 amino acids)
Molecular function (GO): metal ion binding
Source: RefSeq, a predicted model, not a curated record
GGGGCAGCAGACAAAGAAAUGUCAAGAGAGAUCGUCUAUAUCGUCCACAUCAGUAUCAUAAGGGCGCCGGAUGUUAAGUGUAUGGAGGUGGUUUGCGAGGCCGAAGAUGGUAGAAGAGCAGCUCCUUUUCAAUGACAAAAACGCAACUUGGACUUUUCGUGGCUUCAUCAUUGAUUACAUAAUGAGGCUGGUGAGCUGAAAUAAAGUUAGGUUUUCGGAUUAUUGGAAGCCAAUGGGAAAACCGAAAGCUGCUUAUCUCAGCAUCCCGAGUCAAACGGGCCGAUAAUCCUGAUUACAUAAGUCGAGACAAUGGGGCAAAGAACGAUUUUGACUUUUUGUGAACGAAGGGCGAAGCAGCAUCAUAAGUGCCUGCUCACCGUCAAGCCGUUCGAUACAGCCGCACCAGCAUGCGUGAGGGCAAAGUGUUGCUCUCUACAACCCUCCGCAGACCAUGCCUAACCGAUCUAUAGGCGGGGGCAGAGUUCUAGGUAGUGGACGGUCGAUAAAUCCUGCUCCGCCAAAACCACUGCCCAAGAAUAGCUCAUCGAAUGCGAUAUCGCCGUCCGCUAGCAGUGCCUCUUUGGUUUCCCAGGCCUCUAACUCGCAGGUAUCGUCUGAUACACAGGAUCUAUCCUCGAGGGUCUUUCUUAAAAAUGGAGAUUCGUCCAUAGCCAAGGCUUCCCGCAGCACUGGGGCGCUGGUUUGCCCUAUCUGCAACGAAGGGAUGGUAAGAUACCCUAUGUCUCCUUUUAUGUCUCCUGGAUUGCCUGGGUACUGAUACUCGAUGCUCUAAUAGGUGACACUCUUACAGCUGAAUAGGUAAUUGCGCACGACUUACCUGUUACUCCAACACACGAAACUCACUCCUUCGUCCUAGACAUCUCGACGACGAACAUCGGAAUCUCGAAGAUGAGCAACAAGUGGAAGUGAAGGACUGGUUCCAGACACAGGUCGAAAAGGCCAAACGAUUUCAACCACUUGCUGUACUCAACCAGAAGCUGAAAGGCCUGGAAGUCUUUGAAUCUAACCAAAACACUCAACUUUUACCACCGUCAACACGACCCACCGCUGAGAACUCAGUUUCGGAGGCCGCUAAACCUAUCGACCCUGACGAUCUAAUAACGAAGUCUCACUGGCAGCAACGGUCGCUUAAUGAUGUUUGCCUGGACCCCAUGUGCGAGAAAAGGCUUACCGCAACAAAUGGCUGUAUCAACUGCAGAAAAUGUGGCCGUCUAUUCUGCGAGGAUCACACCAUGUAUCAAAUGAAGCUUUCGAGGUCUGCUCAGCACGAACCAGUACGGGGGUUUUGGUGCCGCGUCUGUGAAACCUGCUACAAGUCGCGAGAGGGUUAUAAUGAUUUUACCGGUAAACAUCAGACCCCUGCCUGGUUUACACUUCCCCAGUGCUAAAAUCUGUUUAGGAGCGGAACGUGACCACACGGAUAUGUUCAAAGCCCUUAGAAAACCUACAGUUGACAAAGCUUUUCUAGAAAUAUCUCGGCUGGAAAAGAGAUUGACACGUCUAACUCAACUUCUUGCUGGGCUACCUCUAGAGCAAGUACAGUCUAAAAGAUGGGCUAUUGGUUGGCAAACAGACCAGAGGAAAGCACUCAAACAGUCUGUCGUCAGUUGGCAAGAUGAUGUGGAAGUUUCCAUAUGCCCUUUUUGUCAGCAGGAGUUCUCUGCGUACAUCUUCCGAAGACAUCAUUGCAGAACAUGCGGUAGGGUUGUUUGUGGCGAUCCGGCAACUGAAUGUUCUUCCUUGAUAAGCCUUGAUGUGACCAAAUCCCAACCUCGAUUAUCAGAAAAGCCGGCUCCAGAUAAAAUUAAUCUCGACGUGCGAUUAUGCAAAGAUUGCAAAACCACCAUAUUUAGUAAACGAGAUUUCAUGGAAGAUAUCGCCAGAGAACCACCGGAUGUUCGCGCUUAUAAAAAUCUUGUUCAGUUCGAACGGGGGAUUAGACUGUUAUUGCCGAGAUUUCACAAGAUUCUAGCAGCUCUUCAGUUCGUUUCCCCUCAUCUCGUCAAUUCCCAUGGCUCUUUUCUAACUAUAUAUACAACUAGAGACCCCGAUAACCCUCCAGAACCGGCUCAACUAACCGAGGCGUCUAAAGUCCGUAAACGGUUAAUUGACUCUUUUGCCCAAUACGAUGUAGCCGCAAGGCGCAUUCGUGACCACCCAACACAGUCACCAACACAAGCAAAACUACAACAAGCAAUAUACCAUCAAGCCACAAGCUUCCUCCACCUACAUAUGCUUCCACUCAAAACUCUUCCCAAGAUACUGAAACAUGCCACUCCAUACGGCAGGAAUCUCAGUUUCGAUUCGUCAUCCUCAGAUGGCAGGCGCAUGAACGGGGGUAAUGCCCAGCCCCGUUCCCUUGCAUCCAUUAAGUACGGCAAUCCCGACCAGGGUGGCAGCACCACUAGCCUAGCUAGUAAUAACAGUAGUGCACUCUCAGCGCUUGAAGCGGAAGAGAAAGAACUCCGUGAUCGGCUCAUUGUUCUUGAAGAACAGAGGUUUUUCGUCUCAGAAAUGAUUGCCGACGCCAACAAACGGCGUAAAUUUGACGAGGCAAGCAGCCUUGCUCAAAAUGUUGCGGAUUUGAAUAAAGAAAUAGAUCAUGUCAAUGGUAUGAUCAGUCAGUUAGACUUUGAAGGGCUGUUUACUGGCGAUUCAGGCCAGUAAUGAUUGAAUCAUUGCAUUCGUUAUCCUUACAAGUUCUCUUUUCCAAUAUUUAGCUCGGUGACUGACACUGGUAUUGCAAUUUCUUGUUCUUCCUUAAAGCGUUGCUCAUUUUCAAGGGUGGUUGCUGGCGUUCGCUUUUGUUUCUCUCUUUUCUCCUGAGAGUAUUAUUAAUGACCCUGAUGAUUCAAAUCUUACCCAAGUUCCUGGCAAUAUUAUUUAUCUACUACCUACAUAUUUGCAUGCACAUCUAAUUUUCGCUUUGCUAGUUACUGUUAGCUAGACCUUUACUGUUCAUAAUAGCAAGCGUCUUCAUUAUAAUUUGUCAAAUUUACGACUCUUUUAGAUUUCAAGUAGCAUGCUAAAGAAGGCCUACGAGCUGGGGACUGUAAGGGCACCUUCAUCUUCUCUACCGGGGUUCCCUAUAGAUACUAGAUCGGGGACUAUAAAAUAGAUUGAGG